GGUAAUUUGGGGGCCUCUGAAAGAUGUGUAGGUCCUGCGGAGUGGCACUGGGCUGAAGAGAAGCCAGAGAGGCCCACCCACCAGUGUGAGCUGCUGCUGGGGCUGCUGCAGCUGCAGUCUCCUGGACCGGGGAAAACAGGAGGGCCUCACCUAGAGAGCCAAGGAGAAGUUUCGAGCUCUGGUAACCGCUGUCUGCAGCCCUCAGAGUGAAGGAGCCAUGGGGCCCUGGGCUGAGCUAAGUGUUUUCCUACGAGGACUCUCAUUCCUCCUGGUACUGAUGACAGGUGAAGGGGCCAAAGGAAGAUCUUUCAAAGAAAGUUUGGGGGUGUGCUCCAAGCAGACGCUGCUGGUUCCACUCCGUUACAACGAGUCCUACAGUCAACCAGUGUACAAACCCUACCUGACCCUGUGUGCUGGAAGGCGCGUAUGUAGCACCUACAGGACCACGUACCGUGCGGCCUGGCGGGAGGUGAGGCGGGAGGUACGGCAGACACACGUCAUGUGCUGCCAGGGCUGGAAGAAGCCACACCCAGGAGCUCUCACCUGUGAAGCUAUCUGCUCCAAGCCUUGUCUUAAUGGAGGUGUCUGCAGUGGACCAGACCAGUGCGAGUGUGCCCCAGGCUGGGGGGGGAAGCACUGCCAUGUGGAUGUGGACGAAUGCAGGACCAGCCUUACCGUCUGCUCUCACGGCUGUCUCAACACGCUGGGCAGCUUUGUGUGCAGCUGUCCGCACCCCCUGGUGCUGGGUCCCGAUGGACGCACCUGUGCAGGGGGGCCUCCUGAGCCCUCGACAAGUGCCAGCAUCCUCAGUGUGGCGGUUCGGGAGGCAGAAGGCGAGGAGCGCGCCAUGAGCAGGGAGGUUGCAGACCUCCGUGGGCGGCUGGAGAGGCUGGAGCAGUGGGCCACGCAGGCUGGGGCCUGGGUUCGAGCGGUGCUGCCCGUGCCUCCUGAAGAGCUGAGGCCUGAACAGGUGGCUGAGCUUUGGGGCCAGGGUGACAGGAUCGAGUCCCUCAGUGACCAGGUGCUGCUGCUGGAGGAGAGGCUGGGUGCCUGUGCUUGUGAGGACAACGGCCUGGGGCCAAGCCUCCGCGGAUGACGAAGGACGCCCACGGUAGCUGGGGUACCAACUUAUACUGAAGCUACGACUGCUAACCUGGGCUCAGAUCUGGGUAUCACCCACUGAGGUGCAAUGGGCCGCAGAGAACCCCGCGUCUCUCUUUCUUUUUAUUUUCAGUUGCUUGCUGUUAUCCAGAUAAUAAAAACCAACCACACAAAACUG
Molecule: messenger RNA, 1279 nt
Organism: Grammomys surdaster
Lineage: Eukaryota; Metazoa; Chordata; Mammalia; Rodentia; Muridae
Gene: Egfl8
Product: EGF like domain multiple 8
Exons: 10
Coding region: 218-1096 (292 amino acids)
Biological process (GO): anatomical structure development
Cellular component (GO): cell surface; extracellular region
Molecular function (GO): signaling receptor binding; calcium ion binding
Source: RefSeq, a predicted model, not a curated record